GCAUUACACAGAGCGCUGUCAGGCUUUAUUUCCGGUAGAGCUCCCAACAACAACACGUAUGUUUUGAAUCGAAAAAAACAGCUGCACUUCACUCCCAGGACUCCCUUCAGCCAUGUCAUCUUCAGGGUUCAUGUUGGUGGUUUUAGCUGCAUCGUUGUUGUCUGGAGACUCCAGAUUUAUUGCUGAACCUCUGACAUUGGAUGUGUGUCCAGAAUGCAGUCAGAUCAUCCAGCUGUCAGCCAACAUGAUCUUCAGCAGUGACACUAAAGUGGCUGUAUUUAAAACCUUGCACGCUUUGUGCCAGAGACUUCCCAAAGAUCAAACGUCAGAGUGCGAGUCACAAGUGAAAAUGCACCUGCCAAAAAUCCUGCGCCAAUCGCCUGGCCAACAAAAACCAGAAGAGACCUGUGAAGCGUUUGGACUUUGUGCCGCCCAUAAGGAGAACGAGCCUCAGAAACUUCCCCAUCAUGUCACCCACGUUGACAUACCCAGCGCUGCACUUAGCUCUGCAUCCGAGAACAAAGAGUCUUUAAAUCCGAUCUGCCCCUUGUGCUUGCUUGUUAUCAAGAAGCUCGAAUCACUGCUGCCUCAAAACAUGACUGAGGAGGCUUUAAUGAAGCUCAUGGGAGAAGUCUGUGAUCUGAUACCGAAAAGCUACAAGGACGAGUGCGACGAUUUCGUCAGCAAAUACGGCGCAGAGAUCGUUGAAUUCCUCCUAUCAUCUGCUGCACCUCAUACAAUCUGUACUCUCCUGCACCUGUGUCUGUUUGAGACGCAGCCUGUUCCAGAUGUGUCUCCACCAUCAGACUGUGAGUCGUGUCAAACGCUGGCAGCACUGAGCCGCCUGUACCUGGGACUCAACGCCACUGAGCCACAGACAUCAGCUUUCCUACAAUCUGUAUGCCUCAAUCAUCCACAUGCCGUCCCCAAGUGUGAAGCUUUCACCAGAAUCUAUGGCGUACAGCUGCAGAGGGUUCUGGGAAACCAAAUGGAUGUUCCACAUGUUUGUGAAAGGGCUGAUUUGUGCGUUUCAUCGAAGAAGCUGGAGCCGUUGGGAAAGAAUCCCUGUACUUGGGGGCCGAGCUACUGGUGCAAAGACUUGGAAACAGCUCAAAAGUGUGGCAAUCAAGUCUUCUGUGAGAAAUACAAAUGGAAGAAUUAGAAUCCUGCCAAGCUCACCGCAGCUUCAAAAUACGACCUUAUUUAUGCACCGAUCCAUUGUUAAAUGCUCAGUUAAUGUAAUGCACUAAUCAAACUUUUUGUGUUAGGGGAAAAUUACCCAUUUAACAUUCUAUUGCAGCUAAUCAAGCAUGUGUUCAAAAUAUUCAUGUUUGCAUGGGAUUUAUUCUGAAACAUCCAUUUCUACAGGUUCUCUUUUGUGCAGUGUUGUGUAUACAGUAUAAUCAUGUUAUGAAUGUAAAAACAAAAAGGUUAGAUGUCGCAGUCAGCGCCGAGAAGAACGUUCAGUGUUAACUAUAA
Nematolebias whitei (Rio pearlfish) is the source of this 1479-nucleotide messenger RNA. It is a transcript of the gene sftpbb, whose product is annotated as surfactant protein Bb. Lineage: Eukaryota; Metazoa; Chordata; Actinopteri; Cyprinodontiformes; Rivulidae. The transcript is spliced from 11 exons. Gene Ontology annotation, cellular component: lysosome. The coding region runs from base 113 to 1162 and encodes 349 amino acids. Gene Ontology annotation, biological process: sphingolipid metabolic process. The record is from RefSeq and is a predicted model, not a curated record.